CCUGAGGAAACUAAGUGCGUCAACUUUGGUUGAGUUCGUUUGUCUGCGUGUGCAUUGGUGAGAUGUGUACGUGACGUGCGCGGAGAUGAACGAGGACGCAUUUGAGGUCCCUGAGAGGACCGAGUACCGGUAUCUCGUUCAGGAGGAAGAAGAGGACGAGUUGCAGUACGUCCGUCACAGACAAUACAUCAGCCCCUUCCUGGUGCUCUCCAGGCGCUGCAUCUUCUUCAUUUGCCUUGGCGUGCUCACCCUCCUUGCUCUCGCCACCUAUCUGGGUUACGUGGCCCAGACGCUGCCACCAGGUCUCGUCCAGGUGUUGACCGACUGUGGAGAGUACAGAGGGAGAUAUAAAAAUGGAGCCUACUCCUUUAAGGGUGUGCCCUAUGCUGCCCCACCCAUUGGUGAGCUGCGUUGGGCUCCUCCAGCUGCACCAGUGUGCAAGAGCACGGUGAAUGAUGCGGGCCGCUUCCACAGCGUGUGUCCUCAGGUUCGCCCGAUGUCCAGCACGGGGAAGGUGAUUGGUCAGGAGGACUGCCUCUUUAUCAACGUGUGGACGCCCACGCUGAAGCCCAAUGCCAAAGUACCUGUCAUGGUCUGGAUCCAUGGAGGACACCUGCACACACUCAGCGGAGGAGAAGAGGGCUACUCACCCUCCGAGAAGCUUGCUGCGGACACGGGAAUGGUUUACGUCAGCUUUAAUUACAGACUGAAUGCCUUUGGCUUCUUGGCCCUGGAGAUACUAAGAGAAGGUUCUCCAAGUAACACAUCAGGGAACUAUGGCCUCAUGGACCAGAUUGCAUCUCUGAAGUGGGUCCAGAGGAACAUACACGUGUUUGGAGGAGACCCUGGGAAAGUUACCAUAUUUGGACAGAGCUCAGUGUGGACACUGAUGAUGUCCCCGCUGGCGAAGGGUCUCUUCCACGCCGCGGUGGACAUGAGUGGCCCAUACCUCCACAACACCACACUGAAACAGGCCGAGUCGGACAAUCUUGUGUUCCUGAAGAAGACGGGCUGCAAAGACCUGACCUGCCUCAGACGUCUCUCUGUCCGAAACGUCCUACAGGCUGCCCCAUGGCAGGAGUACCCAUACUGGGCAGCAGAGGAGAUGACAGACCUGCCCACCAGAGGGCGUUAUAUUAGAGCUAUGACAGUAGUGGAUGGAUUGGUCCUGGACGCUCCAUCUUUCGAGGUGUGGGAGAAGAAGGGAGGCCACAGUGACGUCCCGUUCCUCAUCGGGUCGACGAAGCAGGAGGCGGACUUCAGUCCACGGGCUGCAAACAUCUCCACGUGGACCUGGGGGGACUACAGGUGGUUCGUUACAGACAAACUUCAGUCCUUCAGUAAGAAUCUCACCAGAGACGCUUUGGACCUGUAUCCGAGCUCAGCACCAUGUCCCACCACGGACCGCUGCCCAGAGAGGGCCUACACCACCAUGGUGUCCGAUAUCAGGGUCACCUGCCCCAAAAACGAGCUGGCCCAGAUAGCUGCAGCUGAACUGAACAGCCCCGUGUAUCGGUACGUGGUGACCUACACGCCGUCAGGACAGGUCAACGUGUCCACAGCGCUCCUGCCCUUUCCCAGCCGCUUCUCCUUUCACCGCCUUGAUGCCGUGGCUUUCUUUGGCGGACUGGAGUUUGUUCUGGGGAAGCCGCUUUCUGAGGAGGACAAGAGCUUCCAGGGUCUGAUCACACAGCACCUUGUCAACUUUGCCAAAACAGGUAAGAUGGAAACUAAUUGGCCUGCGUUCCCAGAAGCCACAGGUCUCCUUUCCAGCAGCCUGAAGCUGGUCCAGGACUAUUCCUCUACUCGGUGUGAUCUGUGGAAGGAGAAUGGCCUGUUCGCCUACGCCUGGAUGAAUUGAGCCAUUUUCAGCUGCUUAAGGUUUUGGUUGUUGAUCUUUUUUUCACAUUUUUAAAGGGCUUGUUUGCAAAAUUAUUCAUGCAAUAAUCAUUUUUUAAUGACUUACUAAUAGGAAUUAGAUUCAGGUUUGGAUUUGCACGCUCACAUAAUGCCGAAGCAGUGAACAGUUACUACUACCACUACUUAUAUUUAAGUAGGAAUAGAGUCCACCAAUAUCAACACCAGAAAGUUUUACCAAGCACAGUCUGUCCACAAACAACCAGCUAACUCUCUCUCUCCCUCUAACAAGACUUAAGUGUUGCUUUGGUCAUAUCUUUAUUCUGCAUCCUGUCCAUGAGACUUGUCGUAAUAAUUUGGGAACUUAAUAUUUAGCCCCUUUAAUAAAAACUGGAGAAAUUAUAUCUGGAUGCCGAUCAUUAGAUGUAGAAUUUCUUUUCACAGAGCCGUUGGAAAAUUGUUUUUGUUUUUUUGCCUGAUAGAAGAAAUAGAUACAAUCUAAAACAUACAUUAUUAUGUAUGUGCACACCUUGUGUACAUUAAUUUCAUAGUUCAUUGACAUGAAAGAGACUCGCUGUGGACAGGUGAGAUAUUUACAGCCUCACAAGCUUAAAUUCCCUGUAACGUGAUACUCAUGAAAAUGUGUUAGUAACCACUAACACUAAAAUAAUUGAAGUUUUAAAUGAUAUAAAAUUCUGCUUCAUUCUCUGCUCUGAGAUUGUUGCACACACAAGUCUGGUCUACCUGCUCAAGUGGGGACCAGAGUCCACAAACAUCCUGGUUCGUCAGUGUUUGUACAGAAUAUUAACAUAAACACUCCGUUAACGUGACUUUUUUUUUUUAUUUAUUUUUUUAUUACCAUUUUGGUGCUAGUUUAACGACAUAUUGCACAUAAACUGAGCUAGUUUAGCAGGAGGAGUUGAGCCAUCAUGAAGCCAUAUUUUUAGACACGUCUCAACAUUUUUGAAAAGACUACUGGAGAGAAGCUAUUUUCAGGUUUGUAACUCCAUCAUUCUUUACUCCACAUGUUCUCAGCCACGUUUUUAUUUUUUACAUAUAUAAUGUGUGAAGACAAGAAAUGCUGAGUUUGCUUUAUGGGAUCUCUAAAGGGAAUUUGACUUGUUCCUGGGUGAAUAUGCAGUACUCUGUCUACAGUUUAUUUUUUUAUAAAUUCAGUGGCAUGGUUGCAGUGAAGCUGUGAGAUACUGUGUGAGCUUGAUUUGUUUAUGUGUGUGAACUCGUGUUUUUAAGUUCUGCUUUUUUGCACUGAUUUAUUUUGUAUUUUAACCUUUAUCCACCAAGUUUUUGCACUUGUCCUGAGAACUUACGUGUAACAUGAGGCAUGUACAGUACUGUGCAAACGUCUUGGAGCACCAUUAGAUUUGUUGUUUUAGCAAUGCUAUAAUGACUAUACAGUAUAAUAAUUUCAAAUCACCCUAUUGGGACACAUCCACAAAAUGGGCGAAACAUGUACACAGUAUUAGAUAACACGAUUUCAGAGGGAGAAAAACAUUAAAGUGUCAAGUAUUUGGUGUGACCUACCCUCACACUUGAACAGUAGCAUGACCCUGGCUCUCUUAAUAAGUCAUUUUACUGGUAAAAACCUGUGUUUGUCCUACUAUUUCAUUUGUAGAGAAAUAUCUGCUGUGAAGGUCUAUUACACCAGGUAUAUUCAAGACAUGUUUGAGCAUUAAAUACAAAUGCUGUAUGAGUUUACCUCAGUAACAGUUUAAGGAAGAUAGAAGACCAAGUGUUAGUCCCCUCAGUCUUAUCCAAAUGCCAAUGACCACAGAUUUUCACAGACUCCUUUUGAUCCCAAAUGUUUUUAUUUUGAAUAUUUUCACUUCUAUUAGAGACAGUAUAUCUCUAAUUGUUUUUAACCACAUUUUAGCUUUUGUUAUGUUGAAAUACUUGUGUUUUAUUGCUUUAUAUGCUCAGUAAAUUGACACCACUUUUUUUAUUUUUAUUUUAUCUGUCACUACAGUUGUAUUCGUCAGUUGGGUUCAUGGUGAUCCAGGUAAAAACACUUAUCUUAGUUCAGGCUGUCAUGGCUAAAGGCUAAUGUCCAGGAACGGUCAAGCAGCUAAGACAGAAAUGUUUCACUUUUGUCUAGAGAAAUGUAUGGUUUGAAAAGUAUGACUAACCACUUAGUUUAAAUACAAACUCUAACUGAA
This is a messenger RNA of Solea senegalensis (Senegalese sole), 4031 nucleotides long. RefSeq names its product para-nitrobenzyl esterase. The coding region runs from base 86 to 1861 and encodes 591 amino acids. NCBI's taxonomy places the organism in Eukaryota, Metazoa, Chordata, Actinopteri, Pleuronectiformes, Soleidae. The transcript has 10 exons. The record is from RefSeq and is a predicted model, not a curated record.